This is a messenger RNA of Aspergillus pseudotamarii, 895 nucleotides long. RefSeq lists its product as uncharacterized. The coding region runs from base 274 to 813 and encodes 179 amino acids. Lineage: Eukaryota; Fungi; Ascomycota; Eurotiomycetes; Eurotiales; Aspergillaceae. The transcript has a single exon. The record is from RefSeq and is a predicted model, not a curated record.
UCCCAAAUCUGCCCCGCUAAUCACCUUGACAAUGUGGAAAAUGAUCAUGGGACAAGCCAUAUAUCAGCUGGCUGUAACUCUCACCCUGAACUUUGAUGGCGAAUCCAUCUUCCCAACGUGGGAUAACAGACAUAUCCAGACAGUGGUGUUCAAUACCUUCGUCUUCAUGCAGGUAUUCAAUCAGUACAAGCAAGUAGUGGAAUUUCCUCCUUGUCGAGACACUUAUUAACUAGUUUCUGCAGCUGCCGCCGGGUUGACAAUCGUUUAAAUAUUAUGGAGGGCAUCCUAAGCAACAGAUGGUUUAUCUUUAUUCAGCUCAUCAUCGUUGGUGGCCAGGUCCUGAUCAUCUUUCUCGGCGGGAAAGCCUUUUCCGUGCAGCCUCUCAACCAGGCCUCUCAGUGGGCAGUGAGCGUGUUGCUUGGAGCUCUUGCAGUACCGCUGGCGGUAAUCAUUCGCCUGAUCCCGGAUCAGUUUAUCACUAAGCUCAUUCUAUAUAUGUGGCCCGGCACAAAGAGCCCUGAGUUAGGCGUCCCCGGGGAAAGCCGCCAGGACGGGUGGAAUGCAGUACUGGAGGAGAUCCGCGACCACCCGGUGUUCAUGAAGAAGGUCCGAGGAGGGCGGCUAAGGCAUAUAAUACAAAAACACCGCCAAGAUUUGCUCCAGUCCUGCGGCAGCUCACAUCCAUAUUCUUCUACUCUUCCCACGGUGGCUAAUGACCAAAUCGUGGCUGAGCAUUUGGCAUCUCCGCCUGCAUCUGAGCGGACACCUUUAAUUCAUGGCCUUCGAACGAGUCAGAACCAGGCACAGGUUUAAAUAUCGGACAAUCAGCAUCUUAACAUUGCCGUUAUGUUGAUGAUACAUGUUUAGCGUAUUGCAAUGGUGCGAAUCGAUGUAC